AUGCUAAUCCCGAGUGGAUCCUCAAAUUCGAAGACUGCUUGGACAGUAACGAGACUUGAUGCUGUUUUUGCAAAGGCAAAUUUGAUGGCCCAUAACUUCAAGGCCAACAAAUCACUUAAUUUCAUGUGGUUCCUGCUUUUUCUCUUCGCACCAUCACUUCAGUAUAGAGGGUUGGAAUUACGCCCGCCAUGCAACUUGACCGUAGACGUGGGCAACGAAAGGUGUGAUAAAAAUGCGACCAUAAGAUAUCAUUUGGAUGCAGAAACGUUGAACUGUCUACCGUUCAAAUACACAGGAUGUGGUGGAAAUGCAAAUAACUUCCGUACCAGCUCAGAGUGUCGUUUCAAAUGUUUGCCAAUGGACUACUUGAAAUGCCCAGCGAACUUUCCUCCUACGCCUAGACCCGACGGUACUGUUGAUUGCGAUGAGGUAAUAAAAAAGUGUCCGGAGGGUUCCUCGUGCCAACGAGGUUUUGUUGUGGGCAUUUGUUGCGACAACAAAAAUCUUGAAAAAUACCAUGCCAAUGUGAAACCAGACUGUGGUCACAAAAAGAUGGUAAAGGAUAAAACGAAUGAGUUUAACAUGAUCCUGCUGGGGAAGUCUUGUGACCAUCACUUCUGUCCAGAUGGAGCCGAAUGUCACCGCGGCGCAUACUUCGCCUACUGCUGCCAAUAG
Molecule: messenger RNA, 675 nt
Organism: Haemonchus placei
Lineage: Eukaryota; Metazoa; Nematoda; Chromadorea; Rhabditida; Trichostrongylidae
Source: the annotation of a GenBank genome assembly